AUGUCUUACACCAUUUAUGGAACUAAUUGCACCGAGAGAGGAGAACUCCUCCCUGGAGCGUAUUGCACCCUUAGUCCCGUCCUAGGUUUAGAUGUCGCAGAGCUACAAGGAAGGACACCAAUCACCCCGGAGAAGAGACUCGACAUCCGCCCUGACGUUCCGGUGAGACUCCAGAGGAUUCCUCUUGGUUUUGGGAUAGAGCUCAAACACCUCCUACUAGACUUCAGCCAAGAAGACGAAAUACUUCUGAAUCUUCGAGAAACUGAGAAACGGGCCACCAUCCAACUGACCCACGACAAGAACAAAAUAACGGCAAUCACUACCGCCUUGGACAAGGACUCCAAAGUUUCCUGGUGGGAAAGUCUGUUCGGCUACAGUCCCAAGGCAACAUCCUUCUUUAAUCUAUUGAUACACCCGGUGAUAGUUCUUCUGGUUCUGGUCAACUGUACACACCCCGAAUGUGAACUUGUCCUUCGGGUUCUAGAGCAGGAGGCUGAAUGUUAUAAGAGAAUGCGAUCAGAAAAUGAGACAUUACACAGACCCACAGAUGAAGGAUGUCCUACUGAGUGGGAUGGUGUUAACUGUUGGAAUGCAGCUUUAUUAGGAGAGACUAUGACUGUCUAUUGUCCAGAAAGUCUUCAGAUAUUUCUUAAGACCAACGUCGCCAUCUCUAGAAAUUGCACAGCCAGUGGCUGGACGGCUCACGCCCCUCCAUAUCUGAAGGCCUGCUUCUUUAACACCAGCAAUGAGACAGAUGAAAAGAAGGGUCAUUUCUACACAGUGAAGAUCCUGUACACAUGUGGGUAUGCAGCCUCUUUACUAGCACUCGUGAGCGCCAUCAGCAUCUUCUUACUUUUUAGGAAACUUCAUUGCCCCAGAAAUUAUAUCCACAUGAACCUCUUUGUGUCUUUCAUUAUACGGGGAGCUGCCGUGUUCAUUAAAGAUGCCAUUCUUUUUGCUGAUGAGAAUAUUGAUCACUGCACCAUGUCUACGGUAAGCUGUAAGGCAGCAGUGGUUUUCUUCCAGUACUCCAUCCUUGCAAAUUUCUCUUGGCUCCUGGUGGAGGGAAUGUAUCUACACACUCUGCUCACCCUCACAUUUACCUCACAGAAGCGGUAUUUUUGGUGGUAUAUUGUCAUUGGCUGGGGUCUCCCAGCACUUACCAUUGCAGUAUGGAUAAAGACAAGAAUCAGCUUUGAUAAUACUGGGUGCUGGGAUGAUUAUGAAAACAUUUACUGGUGGAUAAUCAAGACCCCAAUACUAGUUGCAAUAUUCCUGAAUUUCAUCAUAUUUCUAAAUGUGAUCCGAAUUCUUCUGCAGAAAAUACGAUGUCCGGAUAUCAGUAAGAACUACAAGCAGCAGUACAUGAGACUGGCUAAAUCUACCCUUCUCCUGAUCCCUCUCUUUGGAAUUCAUUAUGUCAUUUUUGCCUUGUUUCCUGAGCACAUUGGUGUCUGGGCCAGAUUAUAUUUUGAGCUUGUUCUUGGUUCAAAUCAGGGCUUCAUUGUGGCCUUAUUGUACUGCUUUCUCAAUGGAGAGGUGCAGGCUGAGAUCCAUCGACACUGGGGCAAGUGGCAAACAUCAUUAGAAAGCAAUGUGUUUAAUCUAGUAACGCAGGACUUCACAGCAUAACAUCACUGCUGUGACAACUGUCCAGAAUGCCAAUACAAGAUGGACAACUGUCCUACUCAAGAAGUCUAGAUGCUAAUAUCUGAAAACUGUGGGUUAUGAAUAAUGCAGCUAUAAAUAUCAAUA
Messenger RNA from Bufo gargarizans (Asiatic toad), 1755 nucleotides. RefSeq names its product vasoactive intestinal polypeptide receptor 1-like. Gene Ontology annotation, molecular function: peptide hormone binding; G protein-coupled peptide receptor activity. Gene Ontology annotation, cellular component: plasma membrane. The coding region runs from base 1 to 1632 and encodes 543 amino acids. Lineage: Eukaryota; Metazoa; Chordata; Amphibia; Anura; Bufonidae. The transcript has 13 exons. The record is from RefSeq and is a predicted model, not a curated record. Gene Ontology annotation, biological process: adenylate cyclase-modulating G protein-coupled receptor signaling pathway; cell surface receptor signaling pathway.